CUUGCUGUUCCGCCCACACUCUUUCACAAAACCCUAAUUUGUGGAUCGCCAUUUCACUUCACUGCUUAUAUAUUCGAACCUAUAGCCUCCAUCCUUAACCAGUCUCUUCUCCUUCACUUUCAAAUUACAAAUUGAAAAUUAAAGUCAUUAUUAGGGUUCGUUAGGAUUUCUGAUUUCCGGAUCUUAAUUUCUGUAAGAUUUCCCCUUGAUUUUUUUUCCUUCUGUUUUUCUGUUUGUGUAUUUGAUGUUGAAUAUUGUGCGGUGAUGAUACUAUUGUGGACUAGAGUUUCUGAUUUGGGAAUCUUCACCCAUAAUUUGAUUACAAACCCUUGGCUGUCUGAGCACACUUAGUUGACUUUGUCUCUGUUCUUAUUUUCAAUUAAUUUUUAAUCAAUGUUUUUUCAUUUUCUUCUGUUUUAUCGCUUUGAAAAUUAAUUAGGCUUAUGAUGAUAAUAUAAUUUAAUCUUAGCGGAUUUCAGUGAGAUUUUUAAUCAAGGAUCUGAUUGUUACACACACUGAGGCCUUUUUUCAAUACUAUUGUGGUUAUUAUUUUCUCUAUAUUUAUUUGUGUUGUUGAUCAUGUACUCUUACUGGAACAAUUAAUCUCUAUAUUUAUCGGUGCUAUGAUGAGAUAAAAACACCAAGGAAGUGUUUUAUGGGCAGUGGUUUCGCCGUGAGCCUUAUUUCAAAACGACUUCUCCUUCCACUGAGCACUUUCUAUAGUUUCUUGUUUUUUUAGUGAUUAAUUAAAUGGCGUCCAUUUACCAAUUCUGAAGGAUAAAUUGUUCCUUUCAGUGUAAUGGCUCGGACGCCAGAUCGAUUUUGUGGUGAUCCUGAUUCAUGGUUUUUAUUCAAUGCCAUUGGGUCUUGGAAACGCCUCAUACAUAUUUUUUAUUAAAAUAUUUUCAGAUUCGUAAGGAUUACUGUUUUUCUUAAUAUGUAUGUACGUUUUGAUCGGUUUUUCUAAAAUUUAGCUAACCCAUGUUUUUGUGAUGCACUUGUCCACAAGAGUAAAUGUAGGAUCUUGAAUAUGUUGAUUAUUACUUAGUCGUCUCCCAAAGUAUUAAUUCCUUUUUAUCUCUCCUUUUGUCAUGCAAGAAAUAAAUAAAAACGUAAAUUAGCUUUAAUGUUCUUCUAUGUUUGAUUUAAAUAUUGGUGCUCUAUUUUUACACAUUAAUGUUUCAAAUUGUAGAUAAGUGGUUUAAACCUAGAGAUCCUCGAGUAAUCCUUUCUGUAAAAUCAUACUGAUUUGAAUGUAGUUUAUUUAUUAAAUCCUACCAAUUCCUUUUUUUCAAUUGAUAUCUGCUACACCAGAUUUAGACUAUUUUACAUGAUAAAAUAAUGAAUAUCAUUAACAAAAUUUACUAAUUUAUAUUUAUGAAAACAAUAAAUUAUUAAUUAUAGUAGUUGUUCUAUAUAAGCAAUUUCUUCAAAGUCCUACAUUUGAGUAAAAAAUUUAGCACACAAGCAAGCUCAAUUAUUAUUCUGUCUUUUGAGCCAUGUGCUAAUUUGUUGUUAUGAUCCCUCGUGUAUUGCUUUUCAAAGCAACUUCAUCCAUAUGGCCUGUGUUAAUUUCUAAAAAUCUCUUACAAUUCAUAAUUAUGGCCCGUGUUAAUUUCUAUUAAUCUACUACAAUUGUAUUUUCUGCUUUGCGAUAACAAAUCCAAUUCCUAAUGUUGAGCAAACUAUGAAGUGUAUCUUGUCGCAGAGAAAAGGAAAGGAAAUGGGAGGAACCAGAGGGCAAAAGCUUUCUGGAAUGCAAAAGCAAGUACUUAGUUUAUAUAGAGGAUUUCUACGUGCAGCACGUUCCAAAUCUGUGGAGAAAUGCUGCAAGAUAGAAUCUGUAGUAUGUCUAGAGUUUUGUCGCAAUUCCAAGGAAGUGGAUCGGAAGAAUUUUCAAUACAUUGAAUAUUUACUUCGCCGAGGUCAUAAACAGCUUGAUCAACUUCGGAACUCUGGUACCACUGGCUUAUCUUCUUUGCAACUUGAUUUUUCAAAGUGAAACUUUAAUACAUUUUUUACAAAGAUCUUGUCAAUUUGAUAUUCAUAAAUAACUUUGUAUUGAGAUGUUUGCCUUUUAUACAGAAAAAUAAAUAAUCUAGAUGAUGUGUUCUUUCCUUUU
Lathyrus oleraceus (garden pea) is the source of this 2122-nucleotide messenger RNA. RefSeq names its product succinate dehydrogenase assembly factor 1, mitochondrial. The record is from RefSeq and is a predicted model, not a curated record. Gene Ontology annotation, cellular component: mitochondrion. Bases 1688 to 2002 code for a protein of 104 amino acids. Gene Ontology annotation, biological process: mitochondrial respiratory chain complex II assembly. The transcript has a single exon. NCBI's taxonomy places the organism in Eukaryota, Viridiplantae, Streptophyta, Magnoliopsida, Fabales, Fabaceae.